Lactuca saligna is the source of this 621-nucleotide messenger RNA. The record is from the annotation of a GenBank genome assembly. NCBI's taxonomy places the organism in Eukaryota, Viridiplantae, Streptophyta, Magnoliopsida, Asterales, Asteraceae.
AUGUACCCCCUCUUCCCCACCAUCCCUUCCAAAAUUCUCACAUGCUUCGUGAAAAAAUCUAUAUGUUCUCACUCAAAGAACCCUGGUCGUCACCCCACCACCACCAUUGACGUCUCAUUCCCGACUAAAGAAUCCACAUAUCUAGCAAGGAAAGCAAACCCAAUUUUCUUUUGUUCUUUGAGACACAGGUGGACAACAUGUUGGGUAGAUGUGAAAAUCCAAGGGAACUUGAAGCAACGUGCAAAAAGAAAAACGAUUUAUGAUGACUACUCGGAGAGUGACCUGAAGGCAGCUACAAAUCAUCCAAUAAGAGAACUUUUGGAAAAUGAAAAGAAGUUGUAUUGUAUGUUUGGAGAGAUUGAAGUCCGAAUUGAGAUUAUUCUAGAGGGAGUACUUUGUUGCUAUGCUCCUCCUUUGCCACUUGGAACAGUUAUUGUUUGUAUUACAUGCAGUGAAAUCCGUGAAUUCGAGUACCUUGAAAAACAAAUCAGUAACCCUAGAGGAGGUGAUGAAGAAGAGUCGUGGUCUCAAUUGAUAGAGGGAUGGGCCUUGACCCCGAUUCUUAACUCUGGAGUUGGUGUCAACUUUCGUGACAUUAAUGGUUGGACUGCCCUUUACUAG